This is a messenger RNA of Aureobasidium melanogenum CBS 110374, 1818 nucleotides long. Its product is annotated as purine and uridine phosphorylase. The transcript is spliced from 3 exons. Gene Ontology annotation, biological process: nucleoside metabolic process. The record is from RefSeq and is a predicted model, not a curated record. Bases 1 to 1818 code for a protein of 605 amino acids. Lineage: Eukaryota; Fungi; Ascomycota; Dothideomycetes; Dothideales; Saccotheciaceae. Gene Ontology annotation, molecular function: catalytic activity.
AUGUCAGAACCGCAGCAGUAUACUGCAGGCUGGAUCUGCGCAAUAACGACUGAAUAUACCGCAGCACGUCAGUUUCUCGACGAGCAACACGAUCGCCCGGAUCAUGUCUCGGCCAACGACAACAACGACUACACCCUCGGCAAGAUGGCCGGCCACAACGUCGUCAUCGCUGUGUUACCGGACGAUGAGUAUGGACUGAGCAGCGCUACAGCCGUCGCCAAAGACAUGCUCAACAGCUUCCCCAACGUCAGAGUCGGCCUCAUGGUCGGCAUUGGUGGCGGCGCGCCGAGUGCAAAGAACGACAUCCGACUCGGCGGCGUUGUUGUCAGCAGCCGACAAGGCGAGACUGAUGUGAUGCGCACUGCGGUCAGUGGUCUGAAAAGCAAGUAUGAGGACGAUGGACAUCAGAUAGAAGCAAACAUAACGGCGGUGCUCGAUAGGAAGCCUCGGCUGCGAAGGAAGUACGGUCGACCAGAACAGGGGAGCGAUCGUCUCUACAAGUCUGACAUUGUCCAUCCUCAAGGCAGCGAGCAUGGUUGCGAAGAAGUGUGCGGGAGUCAGACUGCCGGCUUAGUCCAACGUCGUGAAAGGGAGAAGGGCGAGGAUAACCCUGUCAUUCAUCAUGGUGUCAUCGCAUCUGCCAACCAGCUGAUGAAAGAUGCUAUAGUUAGGGACACCACAGCAAAAGAGAAGGGCGUGAUGUGCUUCGAGAUGGAGGCAGCUGGGCUGAUGAACCACUUUCCGUGCCUAGUGGUGCGAGGCAUCUGUGACUACUCUGACUCGCACAAGAGCAAGGAGUGGCAGGGCUAUGCAGCAAUGACAGCAGCGGCCUACACCAAGGAUCUCCUCACGAGGAUGGUGCCGAGCAGGGUCGAGCAAGAGGAUAGGAUCAGAAUGAUACUUGCUGAAUUCAACAACGAGUUCAAACGGUUGUGUAAAGAGUCGAAAAUCACGACAGACGUGAUAAAGGGGCAUCUCAAAAGCGAAGAAGCGAGGUAUCUCAACAAAGAACAUCGGAGCUGUCACCAAGUCUUCAAGACCAGCACAUACGAGCAGUUCAAGAACAUCAACCCCGAUCGUGUCGACCAGACCUGCCAGUGGGCCCUGUCUCACCCGUUGUAUCAGCGCUGGAGAGAUAGUGCCACCGAUGACCUGCUCUGGAUCUCGGCAGAUCCUGGCUGCGGCAAGUCGGUCCUCUCCAAGUCGCUAGUGGAUCAAGAGCUUCCCAGUGAUGUGCACGGUAGCACUGUCUGCUACAUCUUCUUCAAGGACAACGUCGAACAGAACAGUCUCGCGACUGGUCUGUGCGCGCUGUUGCACCAGCUCUUCCAGCGUCAGCCACACCUUCUCCGGCACGCUGUCCCGGCGUGGAACAAGGAUGGAAGCAAGUUGCAGCAAGAGACUGAUGAGCUGUGGCGCAUCUUGCUUGCAGCGACAUCUGACGUGGCUGCACGUAACACGAUAUGUGUUCUGGAUGUUCUUGACAAGUGCAGAGACAGAGACCGAAGCGAUCUGAUUGCCAAGCUUGCUCGUUUCCACGAAGACGCCGCGUCUCGGGGCCCUCGUCAGUCGUGGCUCAAGCUCAUCGUCACAAGUCGGCCUUACGACGAUAUCCAGAGAGGGUUUGAGCAGAUAUCGGCAUCUCUGCCUGCUAUACGCCUGCUAGGCGAACAGGGGAACGACCAGAUCCAUGCAGAGAUCAACCGUGUUAUCCACGUCCGUGUGGUACAACUGGCGAAAGAGCUCGGCCUUCGCGAGAGCGCAUCUGUCCGUAUCGAGCAAACUCUGCUGGCGAUGGAGCACGGCACGUACCUCUAG